Messenger RNA from Limulus polyphemus (Atlantic horseshoe crab), 336 nucleotides. Its product is annotated as cytochrome P450 2U1-like. The coding region runs from base 1 to 336 and encodes 111 amino acids. The transcript has a single exon. Lineage: Eukaryota; Metazoa; Arthropoda; Merostomata; Xiphosura; Limulidae. Gene Ontology annotation, molecular function: iron ion binding; heme binding; steroid 17-alpha-monooxygenase activity. The record is from RefSeq and is a predicted model, not a curated record. Gene Ontology annotation, biological process: hormone biosynthetic process; progesterone metabolic process.
AUGGUUCUGUUCAAUUUGUGGGCACAAAACAGAGACGCCGCCUAUUGGGAAGAUCCAGAUAUUUUCAAUCCAGACCGUUUCUUAACAAACAACAAACUGAAAAACGAACGCUUCAACAGCUACGUUCCAUUUGGACAAGGACGUAGAAUGUGUUUGGGAGAAAAACUAGCUAUGGCCGAUCUCUUUCUUAUUAUCGUUCGUCUUCUACAACAGUGCCAGAUCAUUCUUCCAGAUGGCGCUGGAUCUGCACGUUUAGACCCACAACCUGCCGCUCUUGUUAGUGUUCCCUUUCCAUUUAAAAUUGUGGUUAAGCCUAGAAACGGAUUAGCUAACUAA